AUCACCGUAAAAUCAAAAGAUAGUCAACAGGCGCGGCGCAGGAGGAAACCGAGCUUCGACUUGCCAAAGUGAUGCAGAAACUUUGACACAUAAUCCGACUGUGCGGACUCCCCAUCCCUUGCCAUCAUGAUGAGGGUCUUCUUUCCUGACUAUGCUGUCAGUGCCAAGAGUGGUCUAUGCAUCGGCUGGGUGGAUCAUCAGACUCAUACCAUCUGUGUCCUGGCCGUGGUUCACCUUCCUGUUGAUCCAUUUGAAAUCAGGAGACAGUUAAAGUUUAUAGCUGCUUUUUGCCCCCUCUACUUGCAGAUGAUGACAAGCAUCCGACACCAACCUUUGACUAUACUCGGCCCAUUAACCUACCUGAGGGACCCUGACAGGAUCAAGAUACAGCAGCUCUGCCAGCAAGUUUCCCAGGACCUCUGCCUAGAACUCACCCGACCAGACCUCUACAGCUUACCCACAUGCACGUUGUACAAAGAUGGUCAGGCCUUGAUGCAAGACCACCACUUCAUCCUGUACAACCAGAGGAAGAUAUAUGCCUGCUGUCUGCCGGGUAGGAAUGAUGCAACGGACACACCGUCCAACUCGGAAACGACUACCGAUCAGUACAGUCCAACUGCUUGUGGUGAUAGUGGAUGUGGGACAGACCAGUACGGGCGAACGGUUCUCAAGAUUGAAACAGUUUUGUCGAUCAUCCAAGGAGGGGUGCGACAGUUAUGGACAUUGACAGACUGGGACAUUUCCUCGGAUGUUAAGAGGAAAAGCAACAAGUCGUCAGUUAUUCAUUGGAUUGUCUCAUUCUUUGUGUCAGUCUUGGUUUCCAUGGCAACAGUUUCCCUGCUGCCCUUCCGGAGCGACUUUUGUUGCAGGCUAUCGAGAAGUUCAGUUUUCCAGAGAGUUCUGAGAUUCACGCAGACUGGUUGUCAGAUACAGGCCAAGUACAAUCACCUACAGGAGUUGUUAGAUGCACACAGUGCUGAUGGGUCUGACAUACACAGAGUUAGAAGGCAAGGAGCAGAACAGACCGAAUCUCAAACCAGAUGUGAAUAUCUGAGGACCCGUAACCUGUGGACAUACCUUCUGAUAGACAUGCUGGUUGGCGUGCUUCUGAUGUGGUGGAUACAGCGCAACAACUGGCCCGACGCGUGGGCAGAGUGGAUCAUAUCCUCGGCCACUACAACAGCCGGGUCACUGCAAACAUUACUGCAAUGGCUGAUGGGAGCCCCUGCCGGCCUCAAGUUAAACAGCGCCCUCGCCCACUUCCUUGGUCAGUUCUUCCUGUAUCACGUCUACCUUUGGAUUGGUUACCUGUCCAUCAUACAGCCUGUGCUUGGCUGGGCUAUUUGGUGUAUGUCUCUGACAGGGUGUCUGGGGGUGUCCGUCAUCCUAGCUGUCGCCUCCGACACGGUGUCUAUGUUGACAUUCCAUGUCUACUGCUUCUAUGUCUAUGCAGCAAGAAUUUACCGUCUUCAGCUGACUGGCCUGCUGGCCCUCUGGCGACUCUUCCGAGGCAAGAAGUGGAACGUUCUCCGCAAGCGGAUCGACACCUGCAACUAUGAUGUGGACCAGCUCUUCAUCGGUACCCUGCUGUUCACCGUCUUGCUCUUCCUCUUGCCCACGACAAUGCUGUUUUACGCUGUCUUUACUAUGCAUCGACUGGCGGUCAUAUUUCUGGAGGGUGUUUUGACCAAGACCAUUGAUCUUCUGAAAUGGUUGCCUGUGUACUCCAUUCUGCUGUGGCUGACCGGCUCUGAUGUGCUCAUGAGCGGUGUCUACUUUGACCUUCUGCAACAACCCGGGGAGGGUUGCCCAAGAGCAUUGGUCAUGCAGGUCCAACAUAUGAGUCUCUAUGAUGUCCUCCUUCUGUCUUACAACUCCUCCAAGAAGUCCUCCACCCAGCCUGAAUUAUCUGCAUCAAGAAACCCUGUCAUAUCCCUCGCGUUGGAUCUACUCACCGGUUGUCUUAUUUACCCAUGGAGCCUGGCACAGAACAAAACUUAGUCAUUGGGUUUUCAGUUGAAAUCAGUGUUUCUGUAAGAGACAUUCUGAAAUGGUUUUUAGUAAAGAAUGUUAUUUUUUCAUGUGUCGCCAACCAAAUGUAAGCAUUUUUGAAAUUAUUCAGAGGUGCCUAUUACUGUCCAAUGUAUUAAGGUGGACAGCUGGGGGGGGGGGGGGGGCUGAUGGUCACAAGUUGCAAUGCCACAAGUUUAAAUGUUUCAAAGCAUCAAAUGCAAGAAUGUUUCCUCAUCUUGUAACAAAGUACAAUGUUACAAGGGAUGUUUAUCCCACAUGCAUAGAUACCUUAAAGACAGUUUACCCAUUCCCAAUGGUCGAGAGCCCGUCACGUGGCCGGUCUUAAACGGAUGAUCGAAAGACCGGUUGGCUGAGUGGUUGAACACUUUUCCAGUGUCACAUGAAAUUUGGACUCUAUGAAAUCUAGUGCCUUUUAUCGUUUUAU
Patiria miniata (bat star) is the source of this 2458-nucleotide messenger RNA. Its product is annotated as phosphatidylinositol N-acetylglucosaminyltransferase subunit Q-like. NCBI's taxonomy places the organism in Eukaryota, Metazoa, Echinodermata, Asteroidea, Valvatida, Asterinidae. The record is from RefSeq and is a predicted model, not a curated record. Gene Ontology annotation, biological process: GPI anchor biosynthetic process. Bases 127 to 2001 code for a protein of 624 amino acids. Gene Ontology annotation, cellular component: endoplasmic reticulum; membrane. The transcript is spliced from 10 exons.